Messenger RNA from Girardinichthys multiradiatus, 1671 nucleotides. RefSeq names its product LHFPL tetraspan subfamily member 6 protein. The coding region runs from base 410 to 1015 and encodes 201 amino acids. NCBI's taxonomy places the organism in Eukaryota, Metazoa, Chordata, Actinopteri, Cyprinodontiformes, Goodeidae. Gene Ontology annotation, cellular component: membrane. The record is from RefSeq and is a predicted model, not a curated record. The transcript is spliced from 4 exons.
AGCAGGAAUGUGUGAUCGGGAGUUCGGCCAGUGAGCGCCGCUCCGCUCGUCCGUCUCUGCGCCGCGCAGGAGUAAAUCAUUGAUCCAAGCCUUCGCUUUUACAUAUCGACGAGGAGGAAGUGAUUUGGUUCGGAGUCUGCAGUCACUUUUUUAUUUCGUAUUUUGGAUUCACUCUUUGCUCGAUCGGAAUAAUUUCUCACCUUCUCGGCUGGAGAAAAGUUUGACUUAAGACCCGAACACAGCUGGACUCCGCAGAUGUAAACCGCUUCUUUAACAUCGAGCGCACCUCACAUCAUGGAUCCAGAGUCAAUGAGGAGGUGAAGACCACAAGUGUUAAAUGCUCACUGCAAGCUUUCCAGCAACACAGCAACUGCUCAUUUAACUGCUGUCCUGCUCAGUGACUGUAUUCAUGAUGGCAUCCAGUCUGACCUGCACGGGUGUUAUCUGGGCCCUGCUGUCCCUGCUAUGUGCCGCUGCCUCCUGCGUUGGCUUCUUCAUGCCCUACUGGCUGCUGGGAACGCAGAUGGACAAGCCCGUGUCUUUUGGCACCUUCCGCCGUUGCUCCUACCCUGUAAGAGACGAGGAGAAGCAGAUCACGGUGAUGCUGGAGCAGUGCGGGCGCUACGCCUUCUUUCAUGGCAUCCCGAGCUUGCAUUGGAGGAUCUGCACAGUGGUGACGGGUGUGGGGUGCGGCCUGCUCCUGCUGGUGGCCCUCACAGGUCUGAUGGGCUGCUGCAUCUCUGACCUCAUCUCUCGUACGAUCGGUCGUGUGGCAGGUGGCAUCCAGUUUGUUGGAGGUCUGCUGAUUGGGUCGGGCUGCGCACUCUAUCCACUGGGAUGGGACAGUGAAGAAGUCCAGCAGACCUGUGGCAAUAGCUCAGACCAGUUUAAACUGGGUUCCUGUCAGAUUGGCUGGGCGUACUACUGCACAGGGGCGGGUGCGGCCACUGCCAUGCUCCUCUGCACCUGGCUCUCCUGCUUUGCCGGGAAGAAGCAGAAGCACUAUCCGUACUGACGAGAGAAUCAGAGAGAAAGGGACAGACCUCGGGCGGAACAACAAAUGGGGGAGGACUCCAACUGUGUGGACUCAGACAAGUACAGCACAUCAGGCACCAAAGACGGCAAGUCAUGACGGUGCUCUGCACAAGCUUUGGUACGGGUCUCAACUGACGACAGCAGAGACUGUUUCAUAAUGCAGCACACACAUGGCUCUGAAAACCUCUCUUAAAAGAUGUUAUUCAAUGAAAGAUGUAUGGACCAAGCUUAUAAGUAAACUUGUUAGAUUAUGUUUUCUGUUAUUUCCUUUAUCUAUAUCUCCUACAGUCAUUGAUGUUUAUGUGAUGGUGUGGCCUGUAAAGAGCAGACAAAAUAUUCCCUGAUUAUUCCCGAAGUGUUCCCAUCCCCACUGUGUCUCCCAUUCUUGCCUUAAACAACCUAAAAUGCAAUAAUACCUGUAAUAAUGGAAAGCAGCCCAGAAAACUGGCCACCUCCCUCCUCAGCUCAGCCUUUUUUCAGAUUUCAGAAAUUUAAGCAGAGUUUAUUAGCACGUUCAUAAGAUAUACAAUGUGUAUGGUAUUGUAUUUUAUCAUGUUAUCACGUGUUUUGUAUUCACUCUCAAAUUAUUCUUUGUCGUGCUUUUUGUUUUGUAAAUAAAUGUUUAAUUAAACCCUG